AUGAACUCCUGCUGCCUGUCCGUCACUCUGCAGGCUGGGUUUCGGGGGGUAAAAUCUCUGCGAGCUUCUUCUCUGCAGCAGUCGGCCAUGAAGCUCCAGCCUGCCGCUCUGAUCUCCGUCUUCCUCCUCGCUCUGCUCUCAGCUGAGUGCUGGUGCAGGAACGAGGAGGAGCGUCUGAUCAACUUCCUGAUUACAGAGCAAGGAUACAACAAAGAGCUGCGACCCGUAAAGAGGCAGCAGGAUGUCGUCGAUGUUUACCUCGCCCUCACACUCUCCAACCUCAUUUCUCUGAAAGAGGUGGACGAGACUCUGCUGACAAACGUAUGGAUAGAUCAUGAAUGA
This is a messenger RNA of Notothenia coriiceps (black rockcod), 342 nucleotides long. RefSeq names its product acetylcholine receptor subunit delta-like. Gene Ontology annotation, molecular function: extracellular ligand-gated monoatomic ion channel activity. The transcript is spliced from 5 exons. The coding region runs from base 1 to 342 and encodes 113 amino acids. Gene Ontology annotation, biological process: monoatomic ion transport. Gene Ontology annotation, cellular component: membrane. Lineage: Eukaryota; Metazoa; Chordata; Actinopteri; Perciformes; Nototheniidae. The record is from RefSeq and is a predicted model, not a curated record.